AUGAUUCGUUUCACAUUCACUCGGUUAGGACCAAAGUUCAACUACGUCCCACUCAUACCCAAGGUAGGCCAUAAGGAUACUAGAUACCGUCUCCUGACUAAAGACUACGUGUCUGUCUUGAAACCUGGUAAUGGAUUGCCUGAUAUCCUUAAAGUAGAGCCGCAGGCUAUUAGCUUACUGACUUCCACGGCAUUUGACGACAUCGAGCACCUACUACGAUCCUCGCAUUUGGCGUGCCUGCGCAGAAUUUUCGACGACCCAGAGGCAAGUGACAACGAUCGCUUCGUCGCCUUGCAAUUGCUCAAGAACGCGUGCAUUUCCGCGGGACGUAUUCUACCAGGCUGCCAGGAUACGGGCACUGCCAUCAUCGCGGGGUACCGCGGCGAACAGGUCUACGUUCCAGGUGAUGACGAGGAGGCGAUUAGCCGCGGUGUCUUCGAUAUAUUCCAACAACGUAAUUUACGAUUCAGCCAAGUCGUCCCUACCGGAAUGUUCGACGAGAAGAAUACCGGCACUAACCUCCCUGCCCAGAUCGAUUUAUAUGCGACCAAGGGCAUGGAGUACUCCUUUUUAUUCGUCGCCAAGGGCGGUGGCUCGGCGAACAAGAGCUUUCUUCUACAGGAAACCAAGUCUGUGCUAAACCCCAAGUCUCUGCGCAAAUUCCUGCAGGAGAAGCUCGCCCUGUUCGGCACCUCGGCCUGCCCUCCUUACCACGUUUCCGUGGUGAUUGGUGGGACCAGUGCCGAGACCACGCUGAAAAUGGUGAAGUACGCCUCCUGCCACUACUACGACGACCUCCCGGUGAAGCCGGACCUCACGACGGGCUAUACCUACCGCGAUCUCGCGAUGGAGAAAGAGGUGAUGGAGAUCUGCCGGCAGAUGGGAAUGGGGGCGCAGUUUGGGGGAAAGUAUUACGCCCAUGACGCGCGGGUGAUUCGAAUGCCACGGCAUGGGGCGUCCUGCCCGAUUGGCAUCGGCGUCUCCUGCAGUGCCGACCGCCAGGUCUUGGGGAAGAUCAACCGGGAGGGCGUCUGGCUGGAGCAGCUGGAGGUGGACCCCGCGAAGUACCUCCCCGGGGUCACCGAGAAGGAGCUGCUGCAGACCCCACCCGUCGAGAUCGACCUGAAUCAGCCGAUGAAGGAGGUCCUCGCGAUGCUCUCGCGGUACCCUGUCAAAACUCGGCUCAGCCUCACGGGAACGAUUGUCGUCGCGCGGGAUAUGGCGCACGCCAGGAUUCGCGAACUCCUGGAGGCGGGGAAGCCGAUGCCGUCGUACAUGAAAGACUACCCGGUCUACUACGCUGGCCCUGCAAAAAAGCCGGAAGGGGUGGCGUCGGGGUCUUUUGGGCCGACCACUGCGGGGCGGAUGGACAUCUUUGUAGAGCUCUUUCAAUCCCACGGCGCCUCCAUGAUCAUGCUCGCGAAGGGGAACCGGAGUGCGAUGGUGACGGAGGCCUGCAAGAAGUAUGGCGGCUUUUACUUGGGGAGUAUUGGUGGCCCCGCUGCGGUGCUCGCUCAGGAUUGCAUUAAAAAGGUAGAAGUAUUGGAUAUGGAAGAGCUAGGGAUGGAGGCGGUUUGGAAGAUCGAGGUGGAGAAUUUUCCAGCUUUCAUCAUUGUAGAUGAUAAAGGAAACGACUUUUUUGCACCGCCUAGGAAGAGACGAUAG
Phytomonas sp. EM1 is the source of this 1665-nucleotide messenger RNA. The record is from the annotation of a GenBank genome assembly. Lineage: Eukaryota; Euglenozoa; Kinetoplastea; Trypanosomatida; Trypanosomatidae.